Messenger RNA from Brassica rapa (field mustard), 1641 nucleotides. RefSeq lists its product as uncharacterized. NCBI's taxonomy places the organism in Eukaryota, Viridiplantae, Streptophyta, Magnoliopsida, Brassicales, Brassicaceae. The record is from RefSeq and is a predicted model, not a curated record. Gene Ontology annotation, molecular function: zinc ion binding; nucleic acid binding.
AUGAGUAGCGAUGAUGAACGGAACCGUCCCGGAAACUCAGUUGCCGGAUUGUCUAACCUUCAAAUGCGUGCUUUGAAUGAUUCUAUGUCUAACAUGUUGAACGUAGGUUUAGAUCAGAUCCAUCAGAGGCUUGAUGAGAACCAGGCCAGCCAAGCUCCUUCUAGAGCCGGAGCAAGAAGAGACCGUCUGCGUAGGAACACUCGCCUAAGUGGAUUGAAACUAAAAAUCCAACCUUUUGAGGGUAAAAAUGAUCCUGAUGUUUUUCUUGAAUGGGAGAGAAAAAUUGAAUAUGUCUUUGAUUGUCAAAACUUUUCUGAACUUAAGAAAGUUAGACUAGCUGUUACUGAAUUCUCUGGCUAUGCUAUUAAUUGGUAUGAUCAAGUUGUGACCCUUAAGAGGAGAACAGGUGAGAGACCGAUUGAGACAUGGGAUGAGUUUUCCAUGCUGAUGAGGAGACGAUUUGUUCCUGCUCAUUAUCACCGAGACCUCCACCAGAAACUCAGACGCUUGCUUCAAGGCACGAAGUCUGUGGAAGACUUGGAAACUUUGAUGAUCAAGGCUGAUGUAGACGAGCCCAUGGACGCCACUAUGGCUAGGUUCCUCUCUGGCCUUAACCGAGACAUCCAAGACCGUAUGGAGCUUCAAGAGUAUGGUAGUGUGGAACAGAUGCUACACAAGGCCAUCUUGAUCGAGCAACAAGUUAAGAGGAAGAAUUUCUCAAAUCCGGCCAUUACCUCUAAACCGGCCUACUCUCCUAGAUCGGCUUUUGCUCCUAAGCUAAGCUACCAAGACAAAGGUAAGUCUUCUUACACAACACAUAAUGCUUUUAAAACUGAUGUCCCCGCUCGUGAUGACAAAGGAAAGGCAGUUGAUACUUCUGGCCGAGCAAGAGACAUUAGGUGUUUCAAAUGUCAAGGUCUAGGACAUUUUGCCAAAAACUGUCCCAACCAACGAGUGAUGAUUCUUACGGAGAAUGGAGAAGUUGAAUCUGAGGAUGAGCAGGAGAACAAAGAAUAUCUUGGUCCUAUCUUUGAUGAAGAGGACGAGUCCUUUGGAUAUCCGCAUCACGGACCACUACUCGUUGCUAGGAAAGGCAUGGUCGAGUCUAUUUUUGAUGAGACGGACGGCCGCUUGGUCGAUGGUUCCGACCCAGCCUUUGAUGAUGAGUCCGACCCAAUCUAUGAUGAGGAGCCUUGCCUUGACUAUCCAGCUCAUGGUCCUCUACUUGUCACAAGAAGAACUCUGAGUGUCCAACCCAAAAACAAUGAAAAGGAACAAAGGGAGAAUCUCUUUCAUUCUCGAUGCUUAGUUUCUGAAAAGAAACUAGGACUUGCUACUCGGCCUCUCUGUCGUCCUUUCAGGAUGGAAUGGCUAAACGAGGCUGGAGAACGGUAUGUGAAAGAGCAAGUCACUGUCCCUAUUACCAUUGGCAGAUAUGAGGACGAGGUCGUUUGCAACGUUCUUCCUAUGGAUGCAUGCAACAUUCUCUUGGGCCGGCCAUGGCAAUUUGAUAAGAGAGCCGUGCAUGAUGACUUCACAAACCGACACUCCUUUGAUCAUAAAGGGAAGAAGAUCACGCUUGUUCCUUUGACACCUUUUGGAGGUUCAUCAAGAUCAGAUCCAGCUCAAGAAGAACCGUGA